CGUGGAAGUCCUCCUCAUCCAGUAUGUUUGGGUGGCUCGGCGGGAAGUCUGGCUCGUCAGCGGCCGGUGCUGGGCCUCGGGUGGAGAAUGGCGUGAGGCGGCUGCCUCUCGAGCUGCAAAACACCGUCGGCGGCUUCAUGUCGGCAGCAGACUGCGCAUCGUACCGCCCGACGUGCAGCCAUGGCCGCGGCCUUAUCAGCGAGAGCUUCCUGCAGCGCCGCAUUCAACGAUUCCUCAACGACAAGGGGCUGACGAGCAUCUUCCGCUUGCAGGAGGAUGGAGAUCCGCAGCAGGAGGGGGGCCUUGUCAUUCACUACAUUGCCUAUCUGCUGGGGCUCAUGUAUAUCCUCGAGGCCCUGGGCGACUGGUCCGAGUGGGUCUGGCGCAUCCGGUCAGUCUUAACAGGACAGACGUGUGUGCAGGUCUGGGGCAUGCCCGCGCGUGUGUGUGUUCAGCCUGGCGCACCACUGUGGCGUGUUGACGGAUUCGCUGCCCCUCAUGCUGCGGCCCGCAGACGUGCACAAGGUCAAGAGCAAGAAGGAGCUCCAUCGACAGCCGCAGAGCAUGGGUACGCACAUUCCAUAUAUAUGCAGUGGAACUGUCCGCCUGCACUCGACCUGUGUGUUGUGUGUGUGUGCAGGUCAGUAUCUUCUCUUCGGGCACCGGCUGGUGUAUGAGGGCGCCCGCAACGACAUGGCGCUGCAUUCUGUCGACAGGGAGGGGUACGGCUGGCUGGGCAGCUGCCACAUGAGGGCCUAUCGCGCACCAAGCGCCAUCCGCAAUGGCUGUCCAUUCCGCAACUCAUACGAUCGCAAGGAUCCCGUCUGUGAUAGUGAGCUGCUCGUGGGCACACAGGAGGGGGAAACUGAAUGGAAACACAUCUGGCCUUUGUGUGUGCGCGCUGCCUGCGUGCUUGGUGCGUGUGCAGUUCUUGGCUACUCGUUUGCGUCGUUCAGGGACGCCGUCAGCCUCAGGUGAGUCAGACAGACAGACCAUUGACCGUCUUGUGUGUCGUCUCUCUCUCUGUUAAUCUCUCCCCCCUCUCUGCCUGUGUGCGGGCUCAAUGCGAGCAGGUUUUCGCCGCACCCCCAGACGCCCACUGCGGUGCGUACGGCCUUCAUGAAGAUGGCCUUCCCGGGCCCCAACGCCGCCCUCUUCCGUCGCCUCGACACACUCGCCACAUGGCGGCCUCCGGUGCUCGGCAGACAGACCGUCGCCACUCAGACGAUCUGUCGCCAAACCGAGCUCCUGCGCAUCAUCUGCCUGCACGCCGACGGGCCAGAGGUCCAGGACGGCUUCGCGGCCUACUUGGAGGUCUACCGCUGCAUCAACUACAACGCCUACGUGGCCCUCCGCACGACCGAGACGCGGCAGGACGGCUCGCGAGCGGCGACGAGGUUCCCCCGGACGGUUGCCGUGGUGCGUCGCGUGAUGCGUGCCAACGACAUUCAGCUCAUCUUCGGCAACAGACUCGACUGAUGGAUCGAUUCGUUCGGUGGGUGCGCAGAAAGAAGACAUACAUGCGUUCAAUCUGGUAGCGAGUGCGUCCCUGUGUGUGUGUGUGUGUGUCUUGCUGAGCAAGGGAGCGGAGGGAAGGCGGAUGGCUUGAGGACACGCACAGCCGUCUAGGUCUAGGUGUGUGUGGGGGUGGGUUGGAUAACACAUGGGGCCGGGAGUAUUUUGUGCAUCUGAUUGGUGUGUUUAAGCGCCGGUUGUGUGUGACGGAAGGGGCAAGGCAGUCAGUCGUUUGAUGUUACACGACGGUGCACAAAUGUGUUUGAGCGCCGCCUGUGUGUUGAGGGGGGGGGGGAAGGCAGUCGUUUGCAUGUCUGUCUACACGACGGUCCCUUAGCCCAUGCAUGGUUCUGUCCAUGACAGAGACCACGGCUGCAGACACCGACAGUCUGUCAAAUAUGGCUGGCACGCAAU
Vitrella brassicaformis is the source of this 1929-nucleotide messenger RNA. Lineage: Eukaryota; Vitrellaceae. The record is from the annotation of a GenBank genome assembly.